Messenger RNA from [Torrubiella] hemipterigena, 3544 nucleotides. NCBI's taxonomy places the organism in Eukaryota, Fungi, Ascomycota, Sordariomycetes, Hypocreales, Clavicipitaceae. The record is from the annotation of a GenBank genome assembly.
UUGAUCCUGUGUGAUUUGAAUGCGUAUUUCACUUGAAUUUUUCCAGUGCUUCGUUCUCAUCAUUUGAACCAUCGCAACAACUGCUGCCAACUCAACCUCCUCGGUCCUUUGCCCUUAUCUCGACACCCGCUCUCCUCUCUGGCAGUUGAUGGUUACCCACCCAGAGCCAGCGCCAGCACCACUAUAGCACCUAAAGCCCCCGAACACCGACCGCCCGACAUCGGCUACAGUGGACGACCCAGCGGCGGCGCUGCCAGCAGGAAAUUAUUGGGACGGCUCUGAUAGCGAGGCAAGACAGCCACGUCUGCAUUAUCCUCUUAUCAGACAGCCACUGUAACGUGCCUCUAAAUUACUGUCUCCUCCAUUUUGACCCCCGCCAAAGAGUUGCCUGUCGGUAUCUUGCGGACGCAUCUCGGCGGAGUUUCCUCGACGCUGGAUCCUGAACCGACAUUGCCAUCCACGGCCAGAGGCUAAAUCCGAGGGACCCUUCGGAGUUCUUGCAAUAUCGAAGGUACGCUCGCAAAGAGCUUCCCGACCAGCUUCGUCCAAUUAGAGAAUGCAUAAUACAAACCGGUGAUAAGAGCUAGCUGCUCUGAGGGUCAUUCCUGUUGGCUGAGAACCGACAUCAUCAAGCAAACAGCAUGCUAUCCAGACCUUUUUGGCGUUACCAAACCUGUUCUGAGAUUUGAUCUGACCGACGAUACCAUCCAUCUUUGUUACAAACGAUUUUCUGCCAAAUUAUUUCGGUUUGGCGUAAAACACACUGUAGUUUUGACAUGCAUGUGAACUGUUAGCCAAAGCGCCGUUCAAAAGUCUGCCGCUUCCACUGAAAACGGCGGUUGAGCAGGCGCGCGACACGCGCCACAGCGGGGAGCUCGCCCCGCAGCCACUGGCAUUAUUUUGUUUACCUUGAACUGCCAUUGUUGACUACAGCAUCGCUGCAUUCGACCGCAGAAGUAGAGCUUGCGUCUUCCACAGCAUCAAGGCUGUGGUAGACUUCCGAAUCUGCCGCCAUUAUGUUCUCUACAUUGCCUGAUUUUACUCCACGCGACUCUCAUUCGUUAUGGUAUACCUCAACCCGCAAUCCAUUGGCGUCAGAACGACCGAUAGAUGCGCUUCCUACAGAUCCCGCCGCAGGCAAUUCGACCAAUGCCCCUCGACAACGACCUGGCCAAGUGCUGGAACGAACCGCGCUCGCUCGCCUGGCAGCUGAGGAGAGCUACAUGCAACGACGCCGCCUUAAUAUUCAAAAUUUUGGAAGCGGGUGGCUACGACCGCCAGGUAUUACCAAGACGCUGCACCAGCUCCGCGAAGAGAAACGAGAACAGGAAGAGCACCAGGAAGCCAUGCGACGAGAGCAGCUGGCACAGGAGCUCGCCGAAGCUGAAGCAGGGAACAUGGAAGAAGAAGGAGGAAUGGAUGAUGUGCAGCUAGAUGGCGCGCAAGAUCUGGAUGAAGAAAUCCCUGAUGCCGAUGCUGAUGCGGAUUUUGCCUUGGGAGGCUCUGAUACGGAAGAGGAAGAAGAGGACGAUGAUCUCGACGAAGAUGAGGAGAGGUCUGAGGACAGCGAUUCGGACGGCCGCAGAGAAGAGCGCCAGAACGAUUUAAUGGCUGCACGGAUGCGAAUGACAGACGAUGCCUACCGACAGGCCCUUGCUCGUGGCGACCCGGAUGGCGACGACUUGUACGGCGGAGCUGAAGAGCUCGCGGAAGAAGACAAUGGACAUAUUCUGGACGAAGAAGACUUUGCCGGAGAAGGCUCUGGUUAUCUACUAGAUGAUGGAGAAGGAUACGAAGACCUUGGAAUGGAUGCCGAUUUGGAUGACGACGCUCCAGAGGCAGAGAGCGGCAUGUACGAACACACCGAUUCAGAAGCCGAAUUGGAGAGCAGUCGCGUUCUGUCGUCCGACGAUGAAGAUCGUGACGUCGACCAAGAAGAAGAGGUGGAGGAAGAAGAAGACCAAGGUAACGAUAUUGGAUUCGCUCCAAGAGCAGCACCCCUUGGUCCUCCCCAAUCACCGACACUCAUGUCUCGCAACAGGCGUAUCACCAACAUUUCAACGGGCCGGCCCAGUCUAGACAUCAACACACUACUGUCCCAAGACGAAAGCAGUUUUAUGGAUAGUAGUCCUAUUCAAAACCGCCGCGCUAGACAAGGCUGAACGCAUCUCUCUCGGAUACCACCACACACCUGGCGGCUUGUAACGUCACGACCAUAACACAUCAUUGUAUCAUUAGUAAAAUAUUUGCAUACCGUAGAAUUACACAUGAAUAAUGAACCUCUUGCAUAGCAUGAUUUCUUGAUAUACAUUGUAAUUAAUUAUCUUGGUAUGUAAUUGCAUUGCGCAGGUCCAAAGACCAUUAACCAAAACAGAUGCAACGUCGUCAUGAACAGGCCGUAACCGACCUUGGCAGAUUUCCCCGCCGGGCCAUAAUAAUAAACAGGAAACAUAGUAACGCCAAUGAAUUCCACAGCACGAAAAAAGCCCAAACAGAGGAGCAGAAGUGGCCAAGCAGCGCGCAAGUCGGACUGCUGAGCAACUAGAACCUGCUCUCCUCGUUCGGAUACGCUCAAAACAGCCACACGUACAUAAAGAUGAAAAUGACGGCCGCAAAGAACAUCAGCCAGACUUUCCAUCCGACGCCUGUGCGCUGUGCCAUAAGUAACAUACGGUUCAUUGUUCCUCGUAAGCGUAGUCUCGUCUGGUCGAAUGUGUCGUUCAUCUUGUCCGCCAGAGCGGACGAGUCGCGGAUUUCAUCACCAAUCGCCACCGUCAUCUGUAAUCCAUUAGCAAUCUGGCAACCCCUAAUCCCUGUAUGGGAUUCAACAAUCGUAUACGUACAUCCUUUAGCGUCCUGACUUUGCCCAGGAUACCCGCGACUUGCGAGUCAUUCUGGCUCUCUAGCUCAUUAAGCGUCGCAUCGCUAUACUGGCCUCUGCUGUUGGGCGUCGCCGUUCUGUAUCCAGCACCUGAGCCGUUUUGAUUCUGACCCGGGUAACCGCCAGGGGCGCCGUACGGGUUGGAGUUGUAGCCGUAGCCGCCGUUUGUGGCCGGACUUGCGCGGCGAGAGUUGUUGCCGCUGUAGCCCUCGAACAGAGCGUUGCGGGAGUCGCGCUGGUGCACCGAUGAACCGUUAAACCUGCAGCAAAUAUGAGUCAGCAUUAUUGCAGAGGAGGUCUCGCUGAGGCAGCCCGUGGAAAGGGGCCCAGCGCUAGAGUAGUCCAAGAACUCGUAAACUGUGCAGAGGACAUGUUCCUAUCGUAGCAGAAGCAGCUGGAAUGAUGGUAGGAGUCGUACCUUUGAGCCAUGUUGGAUCAAUCCCCUUUCCAGGAGGCGUGUGAGGUCCCCGUCUUGGUGGUGGAUGUCCGCGGGGAGGUCGUUGAGUUUUGGCUGGGAGGCCAAGGAUGGUACCGUCGUAUCGUAAAGUUUUAGGAGAUGCAAGAGGGAGGAAAAAUUCGAAAUGGUCGCACGCCUCCCUCUUUUCGAGGUUAAAAUUAUCCUUUGUAGGGACAAAGUUGGUUUGCGGAUUUUCGGGGGGCGAA